Lotus japonicus is the source of this 2089-nucleotide messenger RNA. RefSeq lists its product as uncharacterized. Lineage: Eukaryota; Viridiplantae; Streptophyta; Magnoliopsida; Fabales; Fabaceae. The transcript is spliced from 8 exons. Gene Ontology annotation, biological process: DNA-templated transcription. Bases 203 to 1813 code for a protein of 536 amino acids. Gene Ontology annotation, molecular function: chromatin binding. The record is from RefSeq and is a predicted model, not a curated record.
AUUUUUGAAAUUGAUAUGAACCAAUGCCUAUAAAUGGGGCAUAGUUUGCGAUGUAAGAAAAGAAUCAGGUUUUCCAAAAAUGUGCUAGAAGUUGUGGAUUUCAUCAUCAUCUAUAUCCAUAAACCUAAAAUCUUUCUUACACUAACACUAGUACUAGUAGACUCAUCUCACAAACCGCACUGCAACCAACGGCGGCGAAAAAAUGGUGACUCGACGGUUGGCUCAGAUUGCAACCAGCGACGACGACGAAGACGAAGCACCCAAGCAAGAGUCUCUCGAAGCGAAGCAGCAGCGGAAGAGGAAGAGGAUGAAGCUGCAGGAAUAUGAAGAUGAAGAAGCUGAAGUAGUAGUAGAAGAAGAGGAUGAAGAGAAGAAGAAGAACCAGAGAAAUCCCCCUACAUCUGACGCAGAAGAAGAGCAGGACGCGCCACUGGAGGAUGCUAAGCCUGUUGGCGAAUCAAUUAGGGUUUCUGGAAAAGGUAGAGGCAGGAAGAGGCAUUUUCACUGCUUCGAGUUUGAUGGAAACCAAUACGCACUGGAGGACCCUGUACUUCUCGUGCCCGAGGGUGAAGAUCAAAAGCCGUACGUGGCAAUUAUUAAGGACAUUGCACAAUCUGUAAAUGGCAGCAUAAUGGUCACAGGGCAAUGGUUUUACCGUCCUGAAGAAGCAGAAAAAAAAGGCGGUGGCAGUUGGCAAUCAUGUGAUGCAAGGGAGCUCUUUUACAGUUUCCACCGUGAUGAUGUUCCUGCAGAAUCCGUCAUGCAUAAGUGUGUGGUGCAUUUUGUUCCCAUACACAAACAGCUUCCGAAUCGUAAGCAGCAUCCCGGGUUUAUUGUGCGAAAGGUGUACGACACAGUAGAAAGGAAACUCUGGAAGCUAACUGAUAAGGACUAUGAGGACGGUAAACAGCAAGAAAUUGAUGAGCUUGUUCAGAAAACCCUUGAACGUUUGGGUGAACUACCUGACAUCGAAACGGAUGAAGCUCUUGCUGAUCAGGAAGAUCUGACAAAAAAUAAAAGAAUGAUGAGAAAAAAGAGCAUUUCACCUCUCGAUGUUUCAAAGGAAGAAACAGCUCGAAAGAGUGACCAACCUCUGAAACCUGAUACACCAUUGAGCUGUGUAAAUAAUGCCUCAGAGCAUUACCGCAUACUAGUGGGUUUCAAUGCACUAACAGGAGAUACCCAUCGUGACAAAGGUUUGGAGAAGUUACUUCAAAGUGUUCAAUACAUGUUUGAUAACAAUGGUAGCAUGAAGAAUGAAGAAAAGGUUAAUGACAAUUCUGAUGACAUAAAAAAUGGAAGCAGUAACAGAGGUUCAGAAUCAGCAAAUGAAUAUAAAGACAAGGUUCAAAAGAGUUCCAAGCCUUUGAUCUGGCCAGGUGUUGCUGUUUCAGCUGUAGCUGCUCUGGAAAAAGCUUCACAUGAUGCUCUUUCAUCAGAUUAUCAGAAGUACAACCAAAAGCUACGACAAUUAGUAUUCAAUCUCAGGAACAAUGCAUUCCUAGCACGGCGUCUAUUGAAUGGAGAGUUGGAACCUUCGAAAAUAUUGAAUAUGACACCUGCUGAGUUGAAGGAGGGUUUGACUGCGGAAGAAAUAACCAAGACAGAGCCUGAGGAGUCAGAGCAGAUGCAGAUGACAGAUGCCCUCUGCAGUGUUUGCUCGGAGCGUAAGGCGGGUGUGAGGGAUAUUAUCCGCGCAGGACAUUUUGACCGAUACAAGCUGGAGUGCAUUGCCUGUGGUCAUUCCUGGUACGCCUCUCGUGAUGCGGUCUCCGUGCUGACAUCAGAUCCAUCAGAUUCUUUUCUUUUUUAGGUCUCUGGUAGUAGCAGGUCUUUUCUUUUUUAGGUCUCUGGUAGUAGCAGGACGGUGUUUAGCUCUCUUCCCGUUUGCAUUUGUGGAGAUAACUAACUAAUGUAUGUGCAGAAUGUUACUCUUCUGCUAGCUUUUGUCUGAUUACUGAUGAUGAUUUUAGAAAGAUGGUAGUAGGAUGACUUGACUGGGUUUUUCUAUUGUCCGCGUUCGAAUUUAAUGCAUGUGUUUGUAGACGUUCUUUUGCACGCUGAUGGAGAUGCAAACAUAUUUCUCUUU